AUGAAUUCUCUUGAAGAAGAACGCGAAGAAUUUAUUAUGCCAAAAUUAACUCCAAUAAAACGUGGACAAAAGCAAAUAAAUGUCCUUGAUUCUCCAAGCAAAGUUCAGGCAAGAAGUCGUCUUGGAUCUUUACUUGGACAGAUUAGAAAAGGAGAAAGUAGCCAAACAAAUUCUAAUGAAUUACAAAAUUCUAGAGAUCAACUCGAUAUCUAUGAAGAAUAUGAUUCGAAAACAGGCGGAAGCAUUCGUAGUAGAAAGAUGAGAAGAGAAAAACGUGUUGUUUUUGAACUUCGUGGAAAACCUUUCGGUUUGCGUGACACUGGUCGAAGUGAAAGUAUUUAUGCUCUCUGUAGAAAAUGGAUGUAUGGAAAGGAUGACGAGCCUUUAGAUCAAGAGAGUGGAUAUUUAGAAGAACAAGAAUACGAGCCACAUUUUAACAAAUCUUUGGUAAUUUUUGGAAAAAAAUAUUUAAAAAUUUUAUUUAAGGAUUUAAUGGCAACUAGAGAAAUAAAUGCUUUGCCUCCACCUCUACAUGAAGUACCUUUAAUGGAUCCGCGUCCACAAAAAGUUAUGCGAUUUGAACCGCCAGCGAAUGAGGAAAUUACUAGCAAAGAGAAAACACUUGAAGAAUAUAGGAGACAUUGGAAACGUGUAAAAAAGAAUUGGCUUGAUUAUAAUCAGAAAAGACAACUUCGAUACAAAAACAGUCUGCAAUUACUUCGAACAGUUUAUGGAAUUGCACAACAAACACAGGUUCCAUAA
Messenger RNA from Meloidogyne enterolobii, 762 nucleotides. The record is from the annotation of a GenBank genome assembly. Lineage: Eukaryota; Metazoa; Nematoda; Chromadorea; Rhabditida; Meloidogynidae.